Messenger RNA from Cephus cinctus (wheat stem sawfly), 6925 nucleotides. RefSeq lists its product as uncharacterized. Gene Ontology annotation, cellular component: nucleus. Bases 1279 to 3570 code for a protein of 763 amino acids. The transcript is spliced from 9 exons. NCBI's taxonomy places the organism in Eukaryota, Metazoa, Arthropoda, Insecta, Hymenoptera, Cephidae. Gene Ontology annotation, molecular function: protein binding. Gene Ontology annotation, biological process: regulation of transcription by RNA polymerase II. The record is from RefSeq and is a predicted model, not a curated record.
CGAACUAGUUUACUCUACUACCUCCUAAUAGCAAACAUUAAAACAAGCUCGUGUAAAGAUCGUCAAGGGCGGGAGACCGAUAGGAGUGUAGGGUUAGAAAAAUUCCAUUCGUGUGAAUUCGUUCCGAUGCCGACAACUGGAGGAAACGUGUCAGCAACAAGAGGCUCGCCCGUGGUGGUGAAAAUCGUGGGCAGCUUUAUUUUGUGCGCAGCAUCGAGAUUUGCGUAGCGUGUUUCUAGGUUAUAAAGUAGCGAGUGUCCGAGUAGGACUCUGACAGAAGCCGUGUUGCAUUCCGAUAAAAUAAGUUUUCGUUGAAAAUGACAGGUAGUGUCGAUAAAGAGAAAACAAAGGACAGAAAGAAAAAAGAUACGUGAAGGUAGUGCCAGCUGAAAAUGAUCAUUUCGAAGAGCACAAUGACUGGUGUCUCCUAGCAAAAAGGAUAAAAAGCGUCUCCGUCGCGUUACGCUUGUGGUACAGUUUUGUAAAAAAAGAAGCUUGUGCCUUUCGCGGGGCGUCAGUGUUCCUGUAGAGUAUGUCGGGGUGAAGGGUUUCUCGCGUUUGAGUUCUUUUUCCAUGUUUUUAGCCGGCAAGAGAUACGAGCGCGAGGUGAUGAAACGAGAAUGGAGUCAAGGAAUGUUAUAAGAUAGAAGGGUUAUAGUAAACGAGACUGAAAAUGAAAGACAUAAAAUGAGAAUAAAGUUUAUAAAGACAGUAGCAUCGGUGGCAGUGGCAGUGGCGGCAUUUAUCGGACGCAUCCGGCAGGGUCUUUUGUCGUACGCCACGCCUCCGACGCGUUUGCGCAUCGCGUUUUGCGCAACAGUUGGGAAGUUGGAAUUUUGCCCCGAAUUUCCUCUCCGUGCCCCGUAAGCCAGACGUUGCCGUCCGCGUUCCAAAAUAAGGAAAAGCGGCCAGUUGCAAAACUGGGAGUAGGCUUUUUUCGUGGAAAUCCUUGUUGAACGUCAUAAUCGAGGGUCGCGUGCGCGAGCCACGACCGAAGUAGACGAUAUUACGGGUGUUUCUUUCUGAACGGGAUCUUCCGCGUCGACCCUGUUCGUAAAUGGGACCACGGUGGGCUAUAUUAGCGACGUUUCACUACGCUAAUUAGCGGUUAAUUUGAGGUUAGCCAGCGAUACCAACGGAUCGCGGCGGAGCGAUUAGUCGAAGGACGCAUCAGAGAGGGAUAGAUAAAGGGGGGAUCGGAAACGUGAGAGAAACAGAGGAGGAGCCAAUUGAGACGAUAUCAGGGACAGGACAGAGAAAGGGGAGUAUUCAUAGUAAAUGUCGUCGACGACUGUACCCGUGGAGAACGUGGUGUCCGCGCCCCGGAUACGUCGGCGCCGAUGCAAAUUUAUAGGGACCUGGUUGUCGCACAAUCAAUUCGCGACAUGGCUCACGCCGGUCCGAGACGAUGACCAUAAGGCAUACUGUGCCCUUUGCGACAAGGUCUUCUCCGUAGCCCACGGAGGCCUGCACGACGUGCGCGCCCAUUGGAAGGGCAAACGGCACAUCGGCCUUCAGGCGACAAUUGCCACUGGCCAAUCCCGGGUCCUUUCUCAAGGAGUGGGAUUGGUGGAUCAGCCGCGGAACCAACUGCUUCCCGGUGCUUCCUCCUAUCAGGCUCACCAACUGCUCCCCGAAAGGACCCCGCUUGACGAUGUCGAGUUCAGCGAGCAGGAGAACAAGUUGGUGGUGAAACGUAGAAGCUGCUCUGGAGGGACGAAAGCUGAGCGUCGGAUCAACGAGGAGGGUGACGGCCGUUCCUUUUGGCUGAGGAAGGACCUCGAGGACCUAAUCGAGGCCGAGGAUAUACGUGAGAUCGACGAAUUCGAGGAUUCGGAUCGGUUCGAAUUCGAGCACCAGAUCAGCGACUGGUCCUGCGUCGAGGAAGACGCCGACGAGAGCAUUGCUACUGGGGAGGAGGAGGAAGGCGGCUACGAGACGGUGAACUACGGCUACAAGGGUGAAGAGGUGGUGGUGCCAAGCUUGCGCAUGCUACAGCAACGCAGCGGUUCAGCAUCAGCAACACCUUCGGCAUCCAACAUGUUUCCUCAGCAAUAUUGUCUAAGAUGGAAGUACCACCACAGCAACCUGCAGACGAUGUUCUCACAGCUACUGGAGAGGCAAGCUUACUGCGACGUGACGCUAGCCUGCGAGGGUAAAACGCUGCGAGCGCACAAGGUCGUCUUAUCGGCGUGCAGCACGUACUUCGACAGCAUCUUAUCACAGUACGAGGAGAAGGAUCCGAUCGUGAUCAUGCGUGACGUCAAAUUCUCCGACAUCAAGGUACUCGUCGAGUUCAUGUACAAAGGAGAGAUCAACAUCGAUCACACAAGGCUAUCGUCCCUGCUGAAGACGGCCGAGGACCUUCACAUAAAAGGAUUGGCGGAAGUCAGCUGGCGCAGCGACUCCACGCAGAAUGACCUGAGCAACAGUGGACACAGUCCUGGCGCCGGCACUCCUGGGGUCGAGACGGUCCUUAGGGAGGGCGAGGCCGACGAACCGCCGCCGCCUAAGCAGAGACGCAGAGGACGUCCUCCUCUCGACGAUCCGCCGUCGGCACACGACGUCUUCACGCCGAAAGUCACCUGUAUUACCGGAAAUGUAGGCACAGAAGACACAUUCCCUGUAAGCCAGGAGGAGAUGAUGAGCGAGGGCGAUCAUGAAAGUUGGGAUGACGAGAUGAUGAUGUCUGAAAACAAUGAAACCCCACUACCCGUGUUGUCCUACAUGUGCAAAGACGAGAAUACAUCGGAUCAGGAGAAGAAAGCGUCGACGACUCCGGCAAAUUCGAACGCGACGAAUCCGGCGAUUCCAGAACAAUUUCGAGACGUCGUUAAGAUGAACGACUAUCUUACAACGGGACGACGUCAGGAGUUCUGGGAGGAACCGUUCACGCGACGCGUCAUGGACGCGAUAAAGAGCAAGGAACUGGAGAUGAAGACUGCUGCUGAGAUACUCGGCGUCUCUUAUGGAACUCUCUAUGGCAGAUACCGCGACAGCUAUGGAUGCCUUAAACACCCCUACAGAGUAAGAGACUUUUGGUCCGAACCUGGACCUGCGGAGGUUCUGGCGAAGCUGCGAAGAAAGGAGAUCACGUUGUUCCGGGCGGCGGAGUUCCUCAACGUGACUGUCCACACCCUGGCUACCUACUUGUCGACGUUACAAGGUCCGGACAGGAUUUCCCUGGCUGGUGAAUUGAGCACAGCAGCCAGUAACGUGGACGGGAACAACGACACGGACAGCGACGCCGUUAACGACAUCCUGCAGAAGAUCAACGUGAACGCGGCCAAUGCAGCGACGCCCACGACCUCGACGACGAUCAAGAGGGAAGGUGGCGGUUACAUAGAGGUACCGACAUCGGUACCCAAGGCGGCCACGUCGGUCCUCGAAAACAAUCCUGACAUAACCAUAGUUAAGACCGAGAGCACGAUGCGCAAACGGGAAUACUCAAAAGUCUCCAACACGGAGAACAAUAACGCGAAGCUCAUGAGUGGCGGCGCCGUCAGUGAGAUCUCGCAACAGAAACUAUCCGAUCCGCUGUCGUUAAACAACGACAACAGCAAACCCUAACUAUUCAGGCCUUACCUGACCCCGGCAAAUCCCAGAACGCCCAACACCAGCUACAGAUCUGAAUUGUGCCCGCGCAGAUUUUACUCGAACGUAUUCACGCGCUUUCUCACGAAUUUUCAUUUGAAAUAGAAUAUACCGAAUACGCGGGACUUGCCUAGCGGUCUCUCAUUGUAUCCCUCGCUCUGUCACUAUCAUUAUCUCUCCACAUAUCUGUCCACCCUAUUUGUAUGACCAUUAUAGUAGCCGCGACGACCUCUACUGUACUGCGACUGGUUACUCGUAUUCAUAAUCGUGCGACGAUCGGUCGAUGAUCCGAUUUAAUUAUUUACUCGAUCGCAUUCAUUCGAGUAUGUCAUUGGACUUGAGAUCGGCCAAGUUUUUCCCAGGAGACAUUGCUCGAGGAUCAUAUUUCUUUUUUUUAGUCACGCUGCUCGAACUUCUGGCGCAUAGAUUCAGAUCGGCAGUACGCAAUCCUUAAAUUUUAGACUAGUAUAAUUCGAUCCUCGUCGUGGCAAUUUAGACUUCUUUAAACGAGUAUAUUUAUUUUACUCCUUCUCUUUUUCUUUCUCUUCUUUUCCUUAUUCUUUGGUGUUUUUUCUUUUUUAACCAUCCCCACUUCGCAGUACCUAAUAACGUCGGAGCGCCGAUUCCUCCUGAACGAGAUAGCCACCUAUGGUAGAUCUAAUUUUCGUUACGUCAGAAUUGAUUCGCUUCGUUUCUACUUACGGUAGAAACGGAUCUUUGGCCUUUGCAAGAUAAGAAAGAAAGAAAGAAAAAAUAAGGAAAACCUAUAAAGUUCAAUUGAAGUUCCUUUCGAAUACUUGAUAUAGGUAAUAAUCGCAAAGAUGCUUAAGACUAUUUUCUGCCGCGUGUGUAUUUGUACGAUUGGGCGUUGAAACAGUGGCGACAAUAUCUUCAAAUACGUGUAGGACCGGUUCAAUAGCAAUUCUGGGCUGACAGAUUCGAUUGCGUAAUAUAUUAUUAAAACUAACUGUUGCGCGAGGGACUUUGCCUCGCGUGUCUUCGACAUUAGGAUACGCGAGUGCGUUUGGUUUAAUGAAUUUUACUGAUUGGAUUCUGUCGGAUAGAGAAAGUAGAAAGAAAAAAAAAAUCUCUGAGCGUAAUCGCGAAUAGGGAGCCUUAAAGAAUGAAGGAAAGGAAGAAAAAAGAAAGAUUGAAAAAAAAAAGACACAACAAAGAAUUCCGUUAAGGAGCACUUGGCAUUAAGCCGUUGCGAAUUAAGAUUUUCUUUUUCUUUGUUCUCAAUAUACAUAUAUUAUGUAUUAACGAUCAUUCGUACGUUGACAUUUUUAUUUUAUUUUUUACUAUCUGAGCCGUGCGGGUCACGCGACGGCGGUUUCGUUUCUUUUUUUCUCUCUCUCUCUCUCUUUCUCUCGAAGCUCUGUGACAAAUUCGCGGACACAGGGCUGCGAGAGAAGUUUACCAAGGGCGCGUUUUCACGACAAUUAAACAUGUAAAAACAGCCACGGACUCUUCACCAGCGUUCCGAAACCGGCGCUUUAAGACUUUACAAUUCUUAUACAGGCAUAUUUUCCCAUUUCGACUACUUAAUUAUAUAUUUUUUUAUUUACUCUUUUUUUUCGAACACACUCAUACACAGACACACAUAUGUAUACGCGUAACACUCUAUCGUCCCUUUUUAUAAAGAUUUAGAACUAUGCACGUAGGUGUUUUAGAAAAACAUUAUAUAUACAUUAUUAUUGUAUACACACAGAAACACACGUGCGAGUGUUCAUCUUUUUUCUUUUAUACAAAUAGAAAUUUUAAGUGACUUUUUAUUUAAAGUUUAACGUAUUAAUUCGAUUGACAUUGAAACCGAAUUUAUUUGAGACAGUACGAAGCAUAAACGUCCAUUGUAAAUAUCGGUGCAAUAGCGAGACCUAAAAAAAAAAUAGAAGACAAGCGAAAUAAGCAGAAGAUGAAAAUGAAAGAUUAUUAUUAUUAUUAUUAUUAUUAUUAUUAUUAUUAUUAUUAUUAAUUGUUGCUAAGCGUGUCCCGGGCGAUGCUAUUUUAGUGUGAACAAAAGGAAAGGGAUAAGAAAGAGUGGAAGACAAAAGGACUAUAUAUAUAUAUAUAUAUAUAUAUAUAUAUAUAUAUUAUUAAUUAUUAAAGGAUAAAAUACGUGGAAGGAACGAAAAGAAAAUAAGAAUUUGAAUUUGAAAAGAAAAAACCAAACCCGUAUAAAUGACGUCCGCUUUUACGUCGUGCAAUCGUUCUUUUCAGGGAGAAUCAAUCGCGAUACUCUAAUCGGCAUGUAUAUUCGGGUCGUCGAUGCCUCCGUCGGUCGGUACAGGCCGCUCGCGAUUCGCCUUGAUUGACGUUUACUAAUAUUUUAAAAAUAAUUUUUAUUUUGGAUUCUUUUCCUGGACUGUAUAAUAAAAAAGUAAAAGAAAGAAGAAAAGGAGGGAAGGACCUUUUCGGGCAGGCAUAAUUUCACUCGUGACUUAUAAACGCUAAAGGCCCCAACUCCGAUUAUUAUCGAACCGUACUCCGUGAGACAAUGACUUGAAAUGAGUAUUCCUGUUUGCUGAUGAUAAGCGAAAGAAAGAAAGAAAAAAAAAAACCUAUGUAAGAAGUAAGAAUAUAGUAGAGGUAUUCCCAUUGAUAUUUUUGAUGACGUAAGACUUAGUUGCAUUGAUACAUUCGUUACACACAUAUAUAUAUAUAUACAUAUAUAUACGCAAUCAUAUAUCUAUAUAUAUAUAUGUAUACGCAAAAGUAUGUAUAUAUAUAUAGAUCCGGGUGCUUGUAAAGUAAUCAGAUGAAACGUAAGCGGGAUCCUUGCUUUUAGCACGAAAGCUGCGUCUUUAAUUUAGAAAUUUAUGUUAUUUUUUUUUGUUUUUUUUUUUGUUUCGUUAAUUACAAAAUUGUCAAAGACGAAAAUGAAAGUGGUAUUGUGAUAUGUGUAUAUACCAAGGUUGUAGAUAUGAGGGAAUGUAUUUGAAAUGUGUUCGACGCGCAUAGGCCGAGUACGUGUUACUUUCUAUUAAUUUCUGUUUUUCUUUUUUUUCCCUCUACUCUUUUCUCUUUAUAUUUCAUCCCUUUCUCUAUCUUCGUCUCUUCCUCUCGAGUUUGUCUCUGCUCUCUUUUUCUCCUUACUGUCUGUCUCUGUUUAUAUUAUUUUAUUUUUUUUUAUAGAAAAAAAAAAAAAAUUCGAUUAACCUGCGCAUCGCGAAUUCGAUCAGGAUACAAUCCUCGUCGCGAAAUCGCGUGGAACCAAAGCUUUAUGAAACUAUACCCGCCGCCAAAAAAAAAAAGAAAAUGAAAAGAUUAAGAAGAAAAACACGAAGACAUAAUAACGUAGCGACACGCGAUAGAGGGAAAUGUAGAGUCC